AGCGGUAAGACGUGUAACAAUGUGCAGCACAUUUCUUGACUCGGAAGCCAUAUUGUCUGGCAACGAGCAAUGGAUAAAACUGGAAGAAAAAUGGGGCGAACCAGUCGACCUGGAUACUGAAGACGAUCAACCAGGCGAACUACAGCCAGUCUUCAGCACCUUAGACUUGAUGAAGUCCACCUUCGAUUCCUCAUUCCUGUUCAAGAAAGUGCGCAGAAAAGUUGGAAGAAGACUAUCUAAAGCAGGUGUACUGGACUAUCAGGAAUUUUUACAAGACCUUCAACAAAGGGACCUGCCAAAGCAAUACUACCUGAUAAAUGGGCAGAUCCUAUCAGCAGCGUCUGUGGAAGAAAUAUGUGACAAGAUCGAUGAGAUCUUCAAAUCUGUAGAAAAGCUUGCAUCAGCGACUAGUACAAUCAGAAAGAAUCCUAUGCCGGAAAAAGUGAGCUGCAGCAUUUCAACUGAAGACCUUUCCUUUGAUGACACAUCUACAGAGAAGGAAAAAACUAAUGAAGACAUAGAUGACUAUGAUGAAGAUGACGUGGAAAGACAAAUAGACGAGGCCUUUGAGAAACUCAGUCAUUUUUCAAAUAUGACCAUAGAAGAUGAAGCUACGAGAGAAUCUGUCACAACCCUUGUGAGGAAGUUCAGCUCCAUUUUGUGUAACCCUGCGAUUCAGUGCAAUCCCCGAAGACAAAGGCAGUGUUGUAAUAAUUUUAAAGAGUUGGCAGAAUUCUGGAAAACCCAGACUAGUAAUGAAAGUGAGGUUGAACAUUGAACUUUAAUUUUAGUGAGUUAUAUGGAAUAAUUUCGAUUAGAGGGUAUAUUUGUGGUUUAAGUGAAUUAUAGUCGACAAAUUUGUUAGGUAUGUUUAGGUUAGGUAAUAAAGUAAUAUAAAAUGUGGAAUAAUUUAUGAAAGUAUUUUAUGGUAAGUUUUGUAUAGCUGGGAUCGAAGUGUGAUUCUAUUGUAAUGACUGUAUGUAGGUACUGUUAGUUUUUUAUGUCUUAUCUGUAAAAUAAUUUACUAAUUGAUUGGUUGACGAGAGUAAUAGUCAUAGAUAAUUUCUUAAGUACGGUAUAUUUUUAACCUUUUGAACGCCAGAGCAAAAACACAUGAACCUGCCUUCGACACCAAGCCACAAAUUCCACGC
Spodoptera litura is the source of this 1151-nucleotide messenger RNA. RefSeq lists its product as uncharacterized. The record is from RefSeq and is a predicted model, not a curated record. Lineage: Eukaryota; Metazoa; Arthropoda; Insecta; Lepidoptera; Noctuidae.